UUUCAUGCCAUGAACAUUUUUAAUAGAAAAUUCUCUCUUUCUUUCUUUAAGGGUAAACGUGUCCACAGCAAGCAAGCGUCUCGUUCGAUUUGCGCUCCAAACUUCCCUGACAAUCUCACGACAAGACAACGAGAAAAAACAGAGUCCUCUGUUUCCAUUCUCACCAAAUUCCAAUAAAUCAAGAAACUAAUCACGAAUCAAAUUUAACCGAAACCCCAUCCGGGUCUCUUUAAAAAUUUAAAUGGGUCGCAAGCAAACCUAUCAAGGAAUCAGUCGUUAUGGAUUUCCGGUUCUUUUCUCGAUGGGUACAAUCUCCUGUUGCAUGGUCUACCUAUGUUUCUCAGCACUGUUUAGACCACCUAUUAGUAGUAUAGAGUUUUUGGACUCAAGAGUUAGCGAUGAUUUGAAGCGUGAAGAUAGAAAUGGAGAUUGUUGUAGGGGGAUUGAAGAUUUGGAGCUGUGGGGUGAUGCUGUUAAAUGGGGUUCUGAAUUUAAAGUCAAUUCUUCUAAAGAUUGUUGCUUGGCUUGUAAAGGAAUGUGCAGUGAUGAUAGUGGGCCUUGUUUGUGUGAUUCUUGGGUGUUUUGUGGAGAUAAACUGGCUUGUGGUGAUCAAUUUGGCGAGUGUUGGCUGAAGAAACAGAAGGAUACCUUGGAGCCUGAAAAGCGAGACUCAGGAGAUCAUGUUAUGUGGACUUCUGGAGUUGUUUUUGGGAGAGGAGAGGGCAUUGUUGGAUUUGAAACGCAAUAUGGGACAUUUCAUGUAAAACUAUUACCUGAUUGUGCCCCACAUUCUAUUUCGUACAUUCUUGAGUUGUUGGCAUCACGCCAUUGCGUGGGUUGCCACUUUUACCGUGCAGAAAGCAGGGGAAAGUCUUGGGAUCCUGAAGGAAAUCAUAUUGAACAUGCUCCAUAUGGCCCUCCAUUUGCACUAAUUCAAGGGACUCUUGGAUCCUAUGGGACAGUAUUUAAGGAUAUUCCAACAGAGGCUUGCCCUACCAUUAAAAGAGGUUCGGUUGCAUGGGUUGAUUCUGGUCCAGAAUUCUUCGUCAGUUUAGCUAACCACAGUGAGUGGAAUAAGGCAUAUACAGUGUUUGGUUUCGUUCUUCCUGAAGAUAUGGAGAUCAUAGAGAGAAUUGCACAGCUCCCAGCCAGGCCAGAAGUGUGGAGUAAUAUUAAUGUUGUUGUCUUAGAAAAUCCAGUCCCAUUGCAUGUCCGAAGAAUCAAGAGAAGUGUCGGAAACUAAAAACCUUAAUACGAAGAGAGGCACCAGCUCAAGCGGGUCUUAGUUUUUAGGUGUUUAUUGUCAUGCACUUCUUUGAUUUAGUUUAGAUUUUCACAAUCGGACUAAAGGGAUGAUUUGGACCCAAAUUUUUGGUAGCUCCUCGUUGUAGUGGAUCUAUUUUGUACAUUAAACAAAGAAAAAGAAGAAGAAUUCAAGAAAUGAAGGAAGAAAUCUAUAUUCAA
Populus euphratica (Euphrates poplar) is the source of this 1464-nucleotide messenger RNA. RefSeq lists its product as uncharacterized. Gene Ontology annotation, molecular function: peptidyl-prolyl cis-trans isomerase activity. Lineage: Eukaryota; Viridiplantae; Streptophyta; Magnoliopsida; Malpighiales; Salicaceae. Bases 242 to 1243 code for a protein of 333 amino acids. The record is from RefSeq and is a predicted model, not a curated record. Gene Ontology annotation, biological process: protein peptidyl-prolyl isomerization. The transcript is spliced from 5 exons.